Molecule: messenger RNA, 1462 nt
Organism: Prosopis cineraria
Lineage: Eukaryota; Viridiplantae; Streptophyta; Magnoliopsida; Fabales; Fabaceae
Product: AT-hook motif nuclear-localized protein 22-like
Exons: 2
Coding region: 265-1212 (315 amino acids)
Biological process (GO): vegetative to reproductive phase transition of meristem
Cellular component (GO): nucleus
Molecular function (GO): DNA-binding transcription factor activity; minor groove of adenine-thymine-rich DNA binding
Source: RefSeq, a predicted model, not a curated record
CUUAUAACCCACUUACCUUAUUUCUUCCAAACUCUUAACUCUCACCCUCAUCUCCACUCUCCUCUCUCCCCCCGUCUCUCUCAUCCAAAUCAAGCCCUUCAAGUUCUUCUUCGGCCACGACAGAUCACAACUAUGAUGUCUGUUUCUGCUCAAAUUUUGGUCGUCUUUUCCCAAAAGUUCCUCUUCUCGAUCCCUCUUCAAGAUCAGAGCUAUUUAGGGUUGUGAGGGAUUGAAGAAGCAACAAAACAUUAAAAAAAAAAAAAAAUGGAUCCAGUAGCUGCACAAGGUCGUCCUCUUCCACCACCCUUUCUCACCAGAGAUCUUCAUCUUCAUCCCCAUCACCAAUUUCAGACCCAUCAUAACAACAAUCACUCCGCCGCCGACGACGAGCAGGUCGGUAAUGGCAGCUUGAGCCGCGGUCAGAAGCGAGAUCACGAGAAUACUUUUACUGACGGAAAGGAAUUGGGUUCGAGCACGGUUUCCGCCGGAGGAGACGCCGCUGGAACUGGAGGUGGGGAUAAUAGCUCUAGAAGGCCUCGUGGAAGACCGGCGGGUUCGAAGAACAAGCCCAAGCCUCCGAUCAUAAUAACGAGGGAUAGCGCCAACGCGCUGAGGUCCCACGUCAUGGAGAUCGCCAACGGCGGAGACAUCAUGGAGAGCGUCGCCACCUUCGCACGGCGGAGGCAGCGUGGGGUUUGCAUUCUGAGUGGGAGCGGCACCGUCACGAAUGUCACUCUCCGGCAGCCUGCUUCGCCCGGUGCAGUUGUGACCUUACAUGGAAGAUUCGAGAUUCUGUCACUGUCCGGCUCGUUUCUGCCUCCGCCAGCACCGCCUGCCGCUUCCGGGCUGGCCAUUUAUCUGUCCGGCGGACAGGGUCAAGUCGUUGGAGGCACCGUGGUGGGCCCGUUGUUGGCGUCAGGUCCGGUGGUCAUUAUGGCGGCGUCGUUCGGGAAUGCAGCGUACGAGAGGCUGCCGUUGGAGGAGGACGAGACGGCGGCAGUGUCGGUGCCCGGAAGUGGAGGGUUAGGCUCGCCGGGAAUUGCGGGACAACAACAACAAUCUCAGCAGCCGCCGCAGCUACAGCAACAAAUCGUCGGAGAUCCUAACACUACAUCGAUGUUUCAUGGUGUUCCUCAGAAUCUUCUGAAUUCUUGCCAAUUACCAGCUGAAGGAUUCUGGGGUGGAGCCAGUGCUGUUCGUCCUCCAUUCUAAUUAACCAGAAAAUUUUCCUGGAAAAAAAAAUGUUUGAAACUUUUUUUCAUUAUCUCUUUCUUUUUUUUAAGUCACUGUUCAUUCUCCUUCUUCCAUAUAACUUACAUAGUUUAUAUGCUUAAUCAAAGCCUGUGAUAUGAUCAUGAUCAUCAUCAGUAAUUAUGGGGUCUGCUGGAAAUGGAAAUUGAAGAAGGGAUGUACAAAUUCUCAUGAAUUUUUGGGUAAUGGCUUUAAUGUUUUAAUUUUCUUA